Molecule: messenger RNA, 4544 nt
Organism: Leguminivora glycinivorella
Lineage: Eukaryota; Metazoa; Arthropoda; Insecta; Lepidoptera; Tortricidae
Gene: PAN2
Product: PAN2-PAN3 deadenylation complex catalytic subunit PAN2
Exons: 24
Coding region: 172-3087 (971 amino acids)
Biological process (GO): nuclear-transcribed mRNA poly(A) tail shortening
Cellular component (GO): P-body; PAN complex
Molecular function (GO): protein binding
Source: RefSeq, a predicted model, not a curated record
GUGGUUUGCGUUGGUUUGUGAUGCGAUUUUGCUUGCGUAUUCUGCACCGGGUAAUGAAAUCACUAAUUUAUCGUUAAAGCCGGUAGCUUAUUUAAAUUAUGUGUUAAUAACAUAAUGUUUUGAUCUUACUUACCCCCGUGUUUGAAUAAAAAUCGCAUUCACGUUCUGAAAAUGGAGUACCAUUUUAACGAUUUGUGUAUGCCAGCCGAUCACCUUUUAACAGAUCCCUACGCAGCAGAAUACACUCCGCAGUACAUGAUGCCGUCUCAAGAAGGGGAGUAUGAAGUGCGGAGCACUAUCCUGGUGGAUGGUGGAGACAGGUUUGGCGUCUCUGCUGUGCAGUUUGACAAGUUUGAGGAGUUAAUCUGGAUGGGGAACCAGGGGGGUCACGUGACAUCUUACUAUGGCCCAGCCAUGCAAAAGUACACAUCUUUCCAAGUUCACGAGUCUGAAGAAGUGAGAGACAUACUCACGAUGGAGAAUGGUAUUUACGCUUUGACGAAAACGUCGCUCCGCCAUCAGAUAAGAAGAGGAGUACCAAAACAUACUCACAGAUCUCGCAACAUGACAGACAUGCAGUGCCUAUACCAAGUGAAUUCAACCAAACUGAUGAUGGGUGGACAUCAAGACAAACUGAUAGAUUUGGACCUUACGAAGCUGGUGGAAACUGUCAUUCCGAUACAAGAAGAAGGCUGCGCCGUACUCCGCGGCGGCGGGAGCUCCAUAGUCGCCUGCGGCAGCGCCAACGGCUCCGUGAGCCUCCGCGACCUGCGGAGCCCCGCGACGGCGCAGCACACGUUUCGGGCGCACUCCGCCUGCCUCUCCGACCUGGACAUGCAGGGCGACCUGCUCAUCACCUGCGGGUUCCAGUCUGUGAACGGCGUAGCAGUGGCGGAGACGUACGUGGUCGUGUGGGACGUGCGCCGGCUGCGCGCCGGCGCGGCCAGCGAGGCGGCGUGGUCGUGCGCCACGGCGGCGCCGCCGCUGCUCCUGCACUACCUGCCCGCGUUCUCCGGGCGCGCGGUGGCUCUGUCCGGGGACGGCCACGUCACGCUGCUGCACGUCAACGCCAGCCACGACGACCGCUCCGUGUUCCAGGUCGACACGCAAUCUUCUCUCUGCAGUGUAAUGGACGUGUCGGCCACAAGCCAGGCGCUCGUCUUUGGAGACCAAGCGGGCCAUUUACAUCUGUUCUCACCUCAGCAUAACCAUGAGCCGGUGUUCAAUAAUUUCUCCAGAGCUACUGAGUUCGCCGACGCCCCCCCAAACAUUCCGUUCGCGGGUCCCAACGAGUCAACAUUCCAAUUUUCAUCGGUACCCCUACCGUCACUGGCGGCUGGCCCGAGAUGGUUCAACGAACUACCUCCAGCCUUCUUUAAGAAGGGGUACAGAAAACCAAAGCCGAUCGACCCAGAGGUCCUGAACACAAUGAAAAUGCAGGGUCCGAUUGGCUACGCACCAAAUCCUAGGACUUUUAAAAGGAACCAGAUUCCCUACAUAGAAGAUACCCUAGAAGACUUGUUUACGGCAAAAGUGGCCGAGAACAAAUUCACGAACCAACCGGUGCCCAAGCACUAUCAAAAGACUGAUGGUCGUUACAACAAGCAAGACGGUGAAACAGGGAACAAGCCCGGCCUCCCUGGAUUGGAGGCUAUUUUACCAAAUUCUUACUGCAACUCUAUGCUUCAGGUUCUGUAUUACACUCCAGCCGUGAAAGCAACGUUGCUAGCCCACACUUGUGCUAAAGAGUUCUGUCUCAGUUGCGAAUUAGGUUUCUUGUUUCGAAUGCUCGACUCAUCUGGCGGCGCGGCUUGUCAGGCAGCUAACUUCCUAAGAGCCUUCCGCACUGUACCUGAGGCCGCUGCCUUAGGCCUCAUCCUACCUGAUAGACAGGACUCCCAAGAUCUUCAGGCUUUGAUACAGAGUUGGAACCGUUUCAUGCUCCACCAAAUGCACUACGAAAUCCUAGAAACUCGUAAGAAGGAAAAGGAGAUGGCGUUACUCGCUAACAGCUCUCCCCCAAAAACUACCAGAGGCAAUGUACCGGCUCCCAUAGUAGCACCCGCCACACAGGUGAACGGAUACCCAGAAGAAUACCAGUACGCAGAGCUAGAGUUCCUCGGACCCAGCACGGAGUUCGAAGACGGAGAACCCAGGGAAGACGGCUGGCAUAACUUGAGCCAAGAAGAAGCCUUAUUUGGACCUGUGGAAUACUCAGUGACCCCAGAUCCUCAGCUAAACAAGGUGAACGAUGAGCUGCCAAACCAACAAGUGGAUAGAGAAGAGUCGGACAUAUCCCAACUCUUCGCCAUCGGCCGACACCAGCUGAACCGCUGCUUAAAAUGCAACAAAGAGGAAGAACGCUCAUCAGUAGUCCUAGCCUGCGCUCUCCAAUACCCAAUGGGCUCAAACGCAGCUCGCGGCUUCGCAGAACUAGUGCGAGCGUCUCUCGCACCUCGCCGCGCCACGCCCGCCUGGUGCGAGCAGUGCUCCCGCUUCACCCCCACACAGCAACAGGGCAGGGUCAUACGGCUACCACCGAUACUGGCGAUUAACUGUGGCGGUGUGACUUCUCACGAGAAGGCCUACUGGGCUAAAGGCACGCCGAAAGAAACGCCGGACUCGACGAAACGCGGUAGCAGCAGUAAGCCGUGUCGAUACGGCAUGCACUGUGCGAGACCGGGUUGCAGAUUCAAACAUCCUGACAGACCUAGUCCGUCCCAAAGUUCGUCCAAAAGCCCUGACUCUCACUGCGUAUUGCCGCACCAGCUACUGAUAAGACUGCAGUCGGAUGGUGACGUCAUUAUCAAUGAUAAGAACGAAGCACCAAACGACAACCGAGACAAACACAAGAAGAAGCAAGUGACAACGAUUUCUGAAGAGGAAUACAAUCUCUCAGCUGCAGUCAUCUGCGUCGAGGACAACCCUAAGAACCUGGUCGCCUACGUGCAGAUAGGGGAAGAGUGGCAUAUGUUCAACGACGUUAGUAUAACCCCGGUCCCGGCGUCCGAGGUGGUCCAAUUCAGCGCGUGGUGGAAAACUCCCUGCGUGCUCUUCUACUCGUCCGCGAGCCUGCAGGACUCAUAGCCGGCCGAGUAUGGGCCUUAUAGCGACGAGGCUAUAGGUCCAUACAACAUGAACGAGAUGUUCUACCAAGUAAUUGCUGAAGGACAUUACAGUAUGUACAACGAGUCUUAGCCGAUAUUGACUCUUAAUAUGUGUAAAAGUUUAGUAAAACGUCCCACUUUGUCGGUUAGGGCCCAUUGGGCUAAUUUUUAAAGUCACAUAAAAUCACCAUUACAUAUUUCCAUCAUAUCAGGAUUCCCCUUUCGAAAUUAACCGAGUAUAUUCGUUCUCGAAAUUACUGCAAUGCACCGUUAUCAUAAGGACGAUAUUUGCUUGUAUCUUUAUACGAGUAACCGAGGAAAUGACCUUACGGCAAGCGCCAAAGUGGGGCGUUUUGCCGUAAAAUGACACAACGUUGUAAGAGGAAAAUUAGAAUCAAGUGAAGUAAAUUAUGAAGAUAUUUUAGAUACGUCAUUGUAGUAGGAUUAUUGGAAAGAUUUCAAAAUUGUUACAUUCAUAAACUCACGCCUCUAUUUCCAAAAAGGGUAGGCAAAGGUUGCUAGCCUAAAAAAGUGCGUUUUCACAUUAUCCGAUCCGAUAUCGGACCGAUAUCCCAUAUAUUUACGCCGCCAUCUUUGAUUUUUUCCUUUGAAAUCCUUCCGACAUCCGAUAUCGGAUCGUAUAAUGUGAAAACGCACUUAGGGAUACAAUUCAGAGAAAAAGCAGCAUACUAAAUCUUAUGCGUUACAAGGGUGAAGAUAUAUAUGUGAAGUUGGUUUCGUAUUUAUUAUUUUUGCAUACCUAAAGCUAUUUAAAGUGUUAUUUAUGAAAAUAAUACACGAAUAUUAGAAUACAAAAAUGUAUUUACAAUAUUAAUAAAUAGCGAAGUACAUUGAAAUAUGACAACAUAAAAUCUAAACUAUCAUAUACUUAUUGCUGCUAAUAGUUAUAUUGCAAAAAGAAAGUUAUUAUUUAGGCUCUUUACACCUAUUGCAAUGUUUUUAAUAUCUUGGACGAUAAAAUACAAAAUUAAAUAUUUUUACAAGAACAUGCCAAAAACACUGACUUUUGUUUAGUACAUGUUUACAUUUGCACCCUUAGCGCUUUAAUUCAACCAUGUUCAUGAUUUUAUAAAUAUGUUAAAGGAAUUUAAAUUCUGUGCAACUUCGUACCUUGUCACAGUGACAAUCCCUGGCAGGCAAGCAUGGUCGCGCGAUAAAUGAUAAAACAUCAGGCCGUCCCUAUCGCACUAUUCGUAAGUGCCAACCAUGCUUCCCUGGUUGGAAAAUUUCCCACUGUUUCAUACACCCUUCAAAUCAGCCUACCAGAAGGUGUGAAUAAGUAGACACUUUCUGGUAGGCUUGUGCCGUUCACAAACUAUGAACUGUUAGGAAUAAAAUCCCAUCAAUGACCGAAAUGAACUGAAUCUUUCCGUGCUCUGAGAAUCGGUCUUUGCUCAUUUAGUUCAGUAUAGGAUC